Molecule: messenger RNA, 1096 nt
Organism: Colletotrichum navitas
Lineage: Eukaryota; Fungi; Ascomycota; Sordariomycetes; Glomerellales; Glomerellaceae
Exons: 1
Coding region: 61-828 (255 amino acids)
Source: RefSeq, a predicted model, not a curated record
UCUCUCUCUCUCUCUCUCUCUCUCUCUCUCUCUCUCUCUUAGUAGUAGAGUCUCGUAUUGAUGAAUGAGGAUCAUCAAGCUAUUUCUUCUCCUUCCUGUCCGACUCAUCCCCCCUGUCUUUCUGCUCUCAAGGCAGAACGAGCGUCUCGGGUACGUACCUUUUCCCCCCUCCCCCUCCUCAAACACACACACACACACACACACCACAAACAAACACGUCUGCACUCAGAGACAUUCUUGCACAUUGCCCCCGAUCCACCACGUACGGUUGCACUCAACCAAGUCAACACAUCCAAACCCAAACACAGCGUUCCGUCUGGACCACUGCUAAGCAGCAAGAGCACGGACAAGCGUCCCGUCUCGCGUCCCAUCGCAUGCGCGCUCUCGCCACCUGGGACCACCAAUCGACCGACAUGGUCUCAUCCGGGGGUACCACCAUCUGCCCAUGUUUAUGCCACCCUAAAACCACUCGAGCCUCGAAAAAGAACCCUGCUCCUACGCCAGACGAGGAGCCAAGUCCCGAAAUCGCGCCGCCGAGGACAAGCAGACCUUCAGACCGCAACAGCAGGGCCCGGCCACUUUUUCCAUGCUGAGUGUAGGACCCCGAUGGCCAUGUCUUUUUGUGGAGUUUUCUACUUUAUAGUUGGCGAGACGGGCACAUCGAAUUCUCCAUUUCCCCUUUUGACUUGGCAUUUUGACUUGGCGUCUCCCCUUGUAUCAACCGUCUCCGUCCCCUCCCUCAGUUAUGGUCACUCGUGCCACCACCCAUCUCUUGUCCCCGCUAAUCACGCAGUGCAGAGUGUGCGCUGUACGUGUACUGUUCUAUAGGCCACCAAGCUAUUUUUAUUGAGCUCUGUAGGUUGAGGGUCUAUUCCACUUUGGCAACGACAACUUGGCGUGCAGACGGGCUACCUUGACUAGUUACUAGUGCUGCACCGGAUGGAAACCGGAAAGAUAAAGUGCCCGUCAGCGACAUGCACGCCAAACCAAUGACGUUUGGUCAUUUGAACUGGGAUGAGCUCCAGACGGCACGUAGGAUCUCGGCAAUAAGAGAUUGGCGAACUCGCCUGGUUUCUCAGCCGCUGGAGUUAAGGAC